Messenger RNA from Otolemur garnettii (small-eared galago), 1481 nucleotides. RefSeq names its product membrane associated ring-CH-type finger 4 (gene MARCHF4). Gene Ontology annotation, biological process: protein ubiquitination. NCBI's taxonomy places the organism in Eukaryota, Metazoa, Chordata, Mammalia, Primates, Galagidae. The record is from RefSeq and is a predicted model, not a curated record. Gene Ontology annotation, molecular function: ubiquitin-protein transferase activity; zinc ion binding. The transcript has 4 exons. The coding region runs from base 249 to 1481 and encodes 410 amino acids.
GGGGUGGGGUGGAAGCUCAAGAAAAACUUUUCUGUUGUUGAGCUUUCCAGGCAGAGUUCGGAAUCAGUGACUUAUAGUUCUCAGCCCUGGGAGCCAUUUAUUGGCUAUUUGGAGGGGUUGUAAGAAGAGCCAUUGAGAAAGCAGGCCCCUCCAUUACACAGAUACACUGUGGACCCCCCAAACCUAUCUUACCCCCCCACUUCAAAGACUCAGCUGCCCCUCUCGGGCUCUCUGCUCCCCCUGGGCACAUGCUGAUGCCCCUGUGUGGGCUGCUCUGGUGGUGGUGCUGCCGUGGCUGGUGCUGCUGUGGACUGUGCACCCCGGCUCCCCAGAUGUUGCGCCACCAGGGUCUCCUCAAGUGCCGCUGCCGCAUGCUCUUCAAUGACCUGAAGGUUUUCUUACUGCGGCGCCCUCCUCCAGCGCCACUGCCCAUGCACGGCGACCCCCAGCCCCCCGGUUUGGCGGCCAACAACAACACCCUUCCGGCUCUGGGCGCCGGGGGGUGGGCAGGCUGGAGAGGCCCUCGAGAGGUGGUGGGCAGGGAGACCCCUCCUGUGCCACCUCCACCACCUUUGCCGCCCUCCUCUGUGGAGGGUGACUGGGGUGGCCCAGCCAUAGAGCCACCUGCCUUGCUGCUCAGCAGUGCCUCCUCAGAUGACUUCUGUAAGGAGAAGGCUGAGGACUGCUACUCCCUGGGCAGCAGCCUGGACAGUGGUCUGAGGACCCCACUCUGCCGCAUCUGCUUCCAGGGGCCAGAACAGGGGGAGCUGUUGAGCCCUUGCCGCUGCGACGGUUCAGUCAAGUGCACGCACCAACCCUGCCUCAUCAAGUGGAUCAGCGAGCGGGGCUGCUGGAGCUGCGAGCUGUGCUACUACAAGUACCACGUGGUCGCCAUGAGCACAAAGAAUCCCCUGCAGUGGCAGGCCAUCUCCCUGACGGUCAUCGAGAAGGUGCAAAUUGCCGCCGCCAUCUUGGGUUCUCUCUUCCUCAUCGCUAGUAUCUCUUGGCUCAUCUGGUCGACCUUCAGUCCUUCAGCAAAAUGGCAGCGUCAAGAUCUUCUCUUCCAGAUCUGCUAUGGGAUGUAUGGCUUCAUGGACGUGGUAUGCAUAGGUCUCAUCAUCCACGAGGGACCCUCCGUGUAUCGCAUCUUUAAACGGUGGCAGGCCGUCAACCAGCAGUGGAAAGUGCUAAACUACGACAAGACGAAAGACCUGGAAGACCAGAAGUCAGGGGGCAGGACCAACCCCCGGACCUCCUCGGCCACGCAGGCCAAUAUUCCCCCCUCAGAGGAGGAGGCAACGGUGGGCAGCCCUGCCCCGGAGCAGGGCCCCACCCGGGCACCCAGCCACCCCUCAGACCCUCCAUCCCAUCACCACUGUGCUUACACCAUCCUGCACAUCCUGAGUCACUUGAGACCUCAUGAACAGCGGAGCCCCCCGGGCAGCAGCCGAGAACUCGUCAUGAGAGUCACCACUGUGUGA